Messenger RNA from Perkinsus marinus ATCC 50983, 3522 nucleotides. RefSeq lists its product as hypothetical. The record is from RefSeq and is a predicted model, not a curated record. NCBI's taxonomy places the organism in Eukaryota, Perkinsozoa, Perkinsida, Perkinsidae. The transcript is spliced from 16 exons. Bases 1 to 3522 code for a protein of 1173 amino acids.
AUGCCGCCUCUUGCCAGUCAGCAUGGUAAGGCUGAUCGUAAGUUCCAGCAUAAACUGGAUGAUAUCAAUACUAGGCUCACAGCACCAUUAGUACCUGUGGGUAGAGAGGCAGUAGUAGCAGCUCAGGCAUUGGCGAGGAAGCAUCCAUCCCAUCGAGAGGCCGUUUUAGACUCGUUAAUAGCAGCCGCUACUGCUGUUGAGGAGGACUCUCCCCGGAGUGUGGAGGAGGAGGGGUACGGGAGACCGUUGACGCAACAUAAACAGUGCUUCGAAACACUCUUGGUAUAUGACCUCGGCUGUGCCCGGAGUACGGACUCUGAGUCAAGAAUGCUUUUUGAAUCGGAAAUUAACGACCUUGUAGCCCGUCAUCCCUGUCGAAGCCUUUGCAGAGCUGUUGUUACUGAGCUUAUCACAUGCUUGAGGCCAACUGUAAAGCGAUGCCUUACCAUCCUACCUAUCGACACAUCGAAAGCUCUACUCAAUUCAAGUCAUUCUACUGAGGUACCUCAAUGGGUCUUGGAGGAUAUCAUCACCACUACUCUACAAGUCCCCCUCCCCGGUGGUAAUCAGACCUUCACCGAUAUCAUCAGCGUCAUCUUGAGUGCAGGAGGUGUUCCGGUUACCUCGGCAUUGAUGUUGGUUGCAGAAAGGCUUCUACGAACGGUCUAUAGGGGUAGUCAUGAAGGAGUACGAGGGCUUGUAUAUCUACUCGCCAACAUCCAACAGCAGCUACCACCGGCUGUACCUGUGUACUUGUCGUUUAUAGUGGAGGUGGUGAUUGCCAUAUCCCUCUGGGAGCUAGGAGACCAUAUUGCCUACCACACGGCUGAGAUGUUAAUCGAUUGUUGUCCUGUUAUCUACAAGGAUGAUAUACCCGUGCGAUACCUCCUCAUAGCGGCCGUUAUGGCUCUGCCGGACCCCCGACUGUCGUCUAGGUACUAUCAUUCCUUCUUCAUGCUCAACUAUCCGUGUAGUCUCGAUAAGAAGCUAUCACCACUUGAUCGAGAUGUGGCCUCAGUACAAGAGAGUACCCAAGUGAAGGUACCAGGCUCUCUACCAUUAGCUGCAAUGUGGUUGGAGUGGUCUAAGACGAUGAUGGAUGGCGAUGCCUCGAUUACCAAUGAGGACCUGCCUCCGCUGGCUAUUGCUACACUCCUUUAUCGUCUGUCCACUUAUGCUUCUGAAGUGGAUGAGCAUGUGGUGGUAUGUCUGGUAUCGGGCCGAGGAUUCUCUCUGCGUAUGCUACCACACAUAGCGUUAUUGAUACCUAAGCUAUCAUCAAAGGGAACUGAGAUGCUGGCCUUCGCUAUGGCGGCUCAUCUAGGGUCUCAUACGGAGAUCUCGAAGCAAGCUGCAGUGAAGGUUAUACCGGACGUCUAUAUUGAUAAGCUACUUGAUGGGCUCGUUGAGUGCCAUAUGGAAGACUCCUACAUACAGCUCUUGGAGGCUUAUACCACCGAGUACAUGUUGGCGACUAGCUGGAAGAAGUUUAUGAACAGGCUUGUAAAGAGUGGCAAUAUUAAGCCCAUGGAGAUCUUUGAUACCCUCAUAGAGGCUUUGGAUACGAACCCGGUGAAUGCUCUCUUGGGUUUAUCAGCGUUGGGUAGAUGUCGAGCUAUGCAGUUCUCUAUGAAGGCCAAGGAUGCUAUAGAGGGAGUCCUCCACGCCGCGGACGAGUCGGAUAUCCUCGAAUCUGUUCGGUCGACUGCUGUUAUAGCAUUGGCCUUGUUACUUGGUUCGCUACCCUAUAAUGAAGCUAUCACUGCUGCCGAGAGUCUAUUCGCUCCUUUGGAGCAUUCAAGCUCGGCCAUUGAUACUACCACAAGGCUCUGGAUGAUGCCUUACUUGUGUUUAUUCCAUCCUGCUAGGGUUGAUCACGUCAUUGAUUGUUUGCUUAUGGGCUGCAAGGAUCCUGGUACUGCCACUGCAUGUGGGUAUGGUCUUGCCUUAUUUGUUAUACUCCAUUUUGGCCGUCCGGAGGUUUUACAAAGCCUCAUCAGUCGUCUGAAGGAUACUCAACCAUCGCCAGUUGAUACCUGUGCACGCGUGCUAUGUGGACUAGAUGUCAACGACAAUUGGCAUUUCAUUGGUGAAUUGGGGAUGAUUGCUGCCGGUCUUGCUGGACUGCCCCCAGACCGAAUCACGGGGCCAUAUGAUAGGGCCGACCCAGAGCUGAGGGUCCUGUAUGUUGGUGCACUCUUUGGAUGCCCGGGGACUCUGCCUAUCAUACCACCAGAAAGCUUCACUGCGCCACGAAACUGCUUCAGUGAUAAUGCUCUUACUGUGGUCGACAAGUUGGAGAAGUAUGACAAUGAAUGCACCAUCGGAGUGGCAAUUCAACUAAUGCAAUCAGCCGAAUCGAUUACCUUCACGAGUGCAAAGCAUAAGCAACGAGAGAUCAAUGCCUUGUCCUACAUCAAGGAGGGGAGUGCUCUUCAGUACAUCCUGCACAGUUCACAAGCAGACAAAUCGUCACCGCGCCACGAGAUUAGCUUAAUAGCGGCGACUAGACUAACUAAGGCCCUUCCGCGCAAGUGUAUGCGUAUCCUCCUAGGAGGUUCUCAAGGAUUAGAUGCCACUUCUGGUUUGAAGAUACGUUUGUUGUCGUACUGUGGUGAAGUCGGCUUAUCGGAAAUGUUUGACCUCUACACUCGAUCGGCCUCAGUACCAGAGGAUACUCUAGUGUCUCUGAUUCGAAUAGUUGGUAGUUUAUCCAUGGAGUCCAUGGACGCACCAAUGAUAUCUGCACUAGUAGCCUUGGCUCAGGCUGCGUCCAAGAGCGAGAACACUGCCGCACAGUUCCUCGAUAGUUUGAUGACUAUGUUGUCCGCUUGGAGGGGAUCUUCCGAUGACUCUAAGGAUGUCGACACAUGCUGUGGGGACGUAGUGGAACCUUUGAUAACCGGAGCCCCGCAACUUUUCGCUCGCCCGAGGCUCUGGAUGGCUUGUCUAGAUCUGCUGAAUGAGAAUGUAUCCGACCUGUCCCUUGAGGAAGUGAGGAGUCUCGACCCACUGUUGACGACUCGAAUAGGAAGGUUCCAACCAGCCAUUCGAAAGGAGCUGUUGCUUUUAGAAAAAGCCGAUAAGCUUUGUUGUGAAGGACGGGAUCUGUUGACCAUUGGUGAUAACUUCGUUACCAUUGGUGGCGGCAUACAAGGUAGCCGUAGGAUGAUCCUUGGUCUGGCUGAACGAUUCAAGAGUGAAGCUGAAGAUAGUGUAGUUCGUAAGGUAUGCAGGCAUCUUGUGGCAGCUAUGGGACUGUCGAUUGCCGCUCCGAGGGAACUACGCCUCGCUGCUACGUCCUAUGCUGUUACCGAGCAAAUUGAUACUAUUCUACCAGCUCGUCUAGCAGAAGGGUGGCAGCAUACGAUAUCUACGAAUGUGAUGUGUAAUAUCGAUCACAUGAUCGAUUAUCUUGGCAAGUGUUUGAUUUGUGGAGAUAUAUUUCCUGCGAGUGAGGACCCCAAUAUUCACCAGCUCGUCGAGGAUAUGUUCUCUGCUCAUUGCUGUGUUCCUUAUUAA